Molecule: messenger RNA, 945 nt
Organism: Cotesia congregata
Lineage: Eukaryota; Metazoa; Arthropoda; Insecta; Hymenoptera; Braconidae
Source: the annotation of a GenBank genome assembly
AUGUUAAUUGUAAUAGGUUCAACGGUCGCAUUAAUAGCAAGCCUGAUGGCUUUUUCAAAACCAAGAAAUUAUUGGAGCACUUUUGCCCGAGGGAUUUUUAUGUUAGCCAAGUACAAUCUUGUGGGAUUAAAAGAACUUUUUCUUGACAUUAUUCAUGCCAAGUACAAUAAAACAGAUUUACCAAAAAAAAGCGACUGUGUCGCUAUUGUUACUGGAGGAUCCCGUGGAAUUGGCGUUGAAGUUGUCAAAAUGUUACUCCGCUGUGACAUGGAAGUUAUUAUAGCCUGCAGAAGAAAAGAAGCUGGAGAGAAAACUAUUGAUAAAAUUCGUGCCUCUGGAAUCACUGAAGGAAAAGCUAAAGUUUACGUGCUUGAUAAUUCAAGCUUGGACUCUGUAAAAAAAUUCGCCAAUGAUAUAAAGAAAGAUUAUGACAAAAUUCACGUACUGAUCAACAAUGGGACCGAAGAAAAUUUUGCUCGAGUCAUUAAUAUUUCUUCUUGCGCUCACCAUUUAGGAACUAUUAAUUUCGAUGACAUAAAUUAUAAUAAACGAAAACCAUUUUUAACUUACUGUGCUUAUGGUCAAAGCAAGUUAGCCCAAGUAAUAUUCACUGAAACAUUAAGACAUAUUAUCAAUAAAAAUGAACUUUUUGUAAAAACUUACGCUGUUCAUCCAGGCAUGGUCAAUACAGACUUAUUUGAAAACAGCUUCAUUCAUUAUUUUGGCUUUUUGAUGAAAAUAAUGUUCAAAUCUCCGGAACGAGGUGCCAGGACAAUAGUUUACGCAGCAGUAAGCAAAGCCAUCGAAGACACUGACGGCUUAUACUACAGUAAUUGCCGUAAAGCUACUCCCAAUCAACUCGUAUAUGAUAAACCGACUCAAGAGAGAUUAUUUUUACUGAGUCUUGAACAAACAAAGCUAGAAAGUUUCCUACAAUACUGCUAA